Mesitornis unicolor (brown roatelo) is the source of this 1374-nucleotide messenger RNA. RefSeq names its product hippocampus abundant transcript-like 1 (gene SLC71A2). The record is from RefSeq and is a predicted model, not a curated record. The coding region runs from base 82 to 1374 and encodes 430 amino acids. Gene Ontology annotation, molecular function: transmembrane transporter activity. Gene Ontology annotation, biological process: transmembrane transport. The transcript is spliced from 11 exons. Gene Ontology annotation, cellular component: membrane. NCBI's taxonomy places the organism in Eukaryota, Metazoa, Chordata, Aves, Mesitornithiformes, Mesitornithidae.
GGUAUUGUCCGGCCAAGUGUAUACCAUGCGGUGGUGGUCAUUUUUCUAGAAUUCUUUGCCUGGGGGCUUUUGACAACUCCAAUGCUAACGGUCUUACAUGAAACAUUUUCCCAUCAUACAUUUUUAAUGAACGGUCUUAUUCAAGGUGUUAAGGGUUUUUUGUCCUUUUUCAGUGCUCCACUAAUAGGUGCUCUAUCAGAUGCAUGGGGAAGAAAAUCUUUUCUUCUUCUUACAGUUUUCUUCACCUGUGUUCCAAUUCCAUUGAUGAGAAUAAGUCCAUGGUGGUACUUCGCUAUGAUUUCGGUAUCUGGAAUCUUUUCUGUUACCUUUUCUGUAAUAUUUGCCUAUGUAGCUGAUGUAACACAAGAACAUGAAAGAAUUACAGCCUAUGGACUGGUAUCUGCCACCUUUGCAGCAAGUUUGGUAACUAGUCCUGCCAUUGGAGCAUACCUGUCUGCCAGCUAUGGAGAUAACCUUGUCAUAAUAGUGGCCACAUUGGUGGCUGUUGUGGACAUCUGCUUCAUCCUGCUAGCUGUACCAGAAUCUCUGCCAGAAAAAAUGAGACCUACUUCAUGGGGAGCUUCCAUAUCAUGGGAACAUGCAGACCCUUUUGCAUCCCUGAAGAAGGUUAGAAAAGAUUCUACAGUUCUCCCCAUCUGCAUUACAGUGUUUCUUUCAUAUCUGCCUGAGGCUGGCCAGUAUUCAAGCUUUUUUCUGUACUUGCGACAGAUUAUAGGUUUUGGAUCUGCUAGCAUUGCGGCAUUUAUAGCUGUGGUGGGCAUUCUGUCCAUAAUAGCUCAGACUGUGUUUCUCAGUAUUUUGAUGAGGUCCAUAGGGAAUAAAAAUACAGUUCUUCUUGGCCUUGGCUUUCAAAUCCUUCAGUUGGCUUGGUAUGGUUUUGGAUCUCAGUCUUGGAUGAUGUGGGCAGCAGGAGCUGUAGCAGCAACGUCAAGCAUUACGUUCCCAGCAAUCAGUGCUCUGGUUUCACGAAAUGCAGAGUCAGAUCAACAAGGUGUUGUCCAAGGAAUAAUAACUGGAAUAAGAGGUCUGUGCAAUGGCCUGGGACCAGCACUGUAUGGCUUUAUUUUUUUUCUCUUUCACGUGGAGCUCAAUGAAUUGCCACCUGAUCAGGCUUCUGGAAAAACAGCAAUGCGAGAUCCCAGUGAUGAAAGAGCAAUCAUUCCUGGUCCGCCCUUCCUGGUUGGAGCAUGCAUUGUUCUUCUGGCUUUUCUAGUGGCCUUAUUUAUUCCUGAGCACAGCAAAGCCAGCAGUACUAGAAGACACAGCAACAGCAUCAGCAGUACCCUGAGUAAUAACCUAGACCAAAGUAGCGAAGAGGACAUUGAACCAUUGCUGCAAGAUAGCAGUGUAUGA